AUGAAGGUGCUUCUUUUGCUGUCCACGAUUGCCUGUCUUCUUGUUAAAGCUCAAGGCAAGACCUUUAGUCGCUGUGAGCUGCUCUUGAUGCUGCAACAUUCGGGAUUGGAAGGGUUCGAGGGCUACAGCUUGGCUGACUGGGUCUGCCUGGCAUACUUUGCGAGCGGCUUCAACACGGCCAAAGUGACUCAGAAUUCAGACGGCAGUUCCGAAUAUGGCAUUUUCCAGAUCAACAGUCGUCUCUGGUGUUCUGACCAGCACAGUACCACAAAGGACCUAUGCGAUAUAGCAUGCAGCGAUUUGCUCACUGAUGAGAUUGUGGAUGACAUUGAUUGUAUCAAGAAAGCUGUGGUGGACUCAGAAGGCUUGGAUGCCUGGAUGGGCUGGAGAGAUCAUUGCCGAGGGAGAAAUCUGAAUUACUGGAUAAAUGCCUGUAACUGACCCCAUGGAAUCACCAAUGAAAUUUAUCUCCUCAUACCUGGCCCCAAACCUGGAACUGCCUGCUUCUUCUAUACCAGACAGUAAAACCUGACGGAAGCCGCAAAAUGAUUUCAAUAAAUACAUUUCUUAGAAAGACUCUUUUAAAAACAUGC
Messenger RNA from Eublepharis macularius, 593 nucleotides. Its product is annotated as sperm acrosome membrane-associated protein 3-like. Gene Ontology annotation, molecular function: lysozyme activity. Bases 1 to 441 code for a protein of 146 amino acids. The record is from RefSeq and is a predicted model, not a curated record. The transcript is spliced from 4 exons. NCBI's taxonomy places the organism in Eukaryota, Metazoa, Chordata, Lepidosauria, Squamata, Eublepharidae.